Molecule: messenger RNA, 3264 nt
Organism: Amorphotheca resinae ATCC 22711
Lineage: Eukaryota; Fungi; Ascomycota; Leotiomycetes; Helotiales; Amorphothecaceae
Exons: 9
Coding region: 340-3264 (974 amino acids)
Biological process (GO): meiotic cell cycle; regulation of synaptonemal complex assembly
Molecular function (GO): protein binding
Source: RefSeq, a predicted model, not a curated record
UAAAGGGGGGCAUUUACUGACCGUAAACCCAGCCCGUCACUUAUCGUGGGCAACUUUUUACCACAGGACCCAGUACAACGCUGAAGUCUGUUUUACAACGCAUCUUGUAAUUACCUGAACAUAUGGGGUGAUCAAGUAUAUAGGCAGCGUCUUGAUGGAGUGUGGGAUUGGCGUUUGUGGGUUUGGAAUAUAUAUAUGUGCCUGGGUAAGCUCAUGCGGGCCGAACCUUAAAAGUGUAGCUUGACUUUCCGUGCUUCUCGUCUUAGUUGUAGAUGGCGACAAUCAAUCCAGAACCAUCAUUUCUUCGGGAAACCAAAUACCGCAGCCAAGUAGCAGCAUAUGUGGAUGCAAUUUCUCUUCUUUCGACUUCAGUAUCCUCUGCAGCCUUCAUAUCUCUUCGAAGUGCUACAGUACUACCCCCUGAUUGCAAGGGAGAUGGCGCCGGCGCAGCUACAACGCUCCGACAAAGACAGACGCCUCAGAUCCAUCCUUUCAUUCGCUGCCGACUUGCAAGCGCAAUUACCACUUGUAUUCGCCAAACCUCCCGGCUCGCUGUUCAACGACGUCCAGAAACAAAUCCUAACCUUUCCCAACAAUCUUGGCCCCUCUGCAACUGCCAAAUGCGAGGAGAUUGAUAGUAAUGGCACGACUCUUUGGAAUAUCUGUACUCGACUUCGACGGACCUACGAUUCCGAAAAACCACAAGAUGUACCGGUCAUAUUGCUCAUCACGCGUGUGUUUGCGUUCCUCCUAUUAGACUGUGCUCUUGAAAGUGGGAAAAGUACUAUUGCGAACCUUGUGCGGUUGAUGAAGAUUGGUAUCAAGGCCGCAAAGAAUUGCAUUGGUAUGAAUCAGACAGAUCUCGCACUGAAGGUUCUCGAGAAAUUGGGCAAAUAUGAGCUGCUAUUGAAAAAUCCGGAUGGACAGUCUUCCCGUGAGAAUGUUGAGGUCCACGAAAGACUGGUCGCGGAAUAUUAUGUCCUUCGGACUGCAUUGGCAUGGCAUCAAGACCAACUCGAAAUGGCAGAGCAUAUGUUCAAGAAAUCGAUGUCCUCGAAGCACUUCUUCGACCCCGGUACAGCAGAAAGUUUAGCAGACGUUCUCUACGAGAUGGGGAAGGAUCUUCUUGUGAAACAACAGUAUACAAUGGCAGUUAAAUGGCUCGACAGAGCAUAUCAGAUUCUUAUUGAACAAGAGCUGGAUAGACUCAGUAUGGACGCAAGCGAACUUCGAAUAUCGAUCGUCGAGUCUUUGAUUAAGGCAUUAUUAGGAAUCCAAGACCAAGAGUCAGCGGAUAAAGCCCGCAGCCUGGUUGAUUUUCUUGAAAAUGAAGUUGGAGACAAGCUGAUUGUGCUGUUGUUGAGACUGGACCUUCUCUCCGCAACGACCAAUGAGAGUUUCGACAGCAAUUCAUAUAGCGAUAUCCUACGGAGAAUGACUAGGACCGUGGUUCUCACCGAACCAAACUUCAAGCUGAUCAUGUACCACAUCAGAAAGCUGAACGAGAGAAGCCCCGGUCUUGCCUGUAAAGCUUUGGAUGAGCUUCUAAGGCUACGCAUUUUACAAGCAGAACGAGAUGAGUGGGUCGAGAAGGUCAUUAUCACGCGCUUGUGGAUGACUACAAAUCAAAGAGACACACCGGAUGUCUUGGAAUUGCUUGAGGAAGUCCUAUCCGCAAUUCUUGAAAGCCUAGGCCAGCCAAUCAGCUCGGCAGUUACCCUUGCAGCGCAUACGCUAUUAUGGAAACGUAUCGAGUCCAACUACACCCAGGGACAGUAUGACGCGGCAGAGAGAUGGUGCCGUCUCGCCAUGCAUCGGAUAUUUGAGAAGUCAGGGGAACUCAACAUGGCUCGAAUCUCAAGGAAACUUUUACUAUGUGCGCUUGCGAAACAGGACACUAAUAGUGCACGAGAUACUUUUGCAUCGAUGUCGGAUACGUCUAAAAAUGAACCCAUGACGAGGUUCCUGAUGUAUAAGGUAGCUAUACGCUGUGGAGAUGUUGAUCUUGCCGCCGACUGUCUACGAAUAAUCAGUUCCUCUUCCUCGAAAGACCCAACACUUCUAUAUGCAUGUGUCUUGGAUGCCCAGCAAGUUGGUAAUAGAUUGCUAGCGCUGAUGGCUCUGCAGCUUGUUCUGGAGGAGCAGUUUGUUCUCAAAAAUCAUAGUUUUGCGGCUUCCAGCACUGUGCAUUUGCCGUCACUUCUUCGUAGCACAAUUUCAUUGACGUCUGCAGUUCUUAAUGGAUCGAAAGACACCGAAGGCUCACCUGAAGCCGAGGCGAACGUGGAGAAACUUUGCAAGUUUUUCGAAGGGGCCGUCACUGAUAUGAAAAAGACGUGUCUAUCAAUACAGGCGUCAGAAACCAUUUGGACUAUCCCUGAGCUUGACUGGUUCUCGAAGAAUUCGUACAACCUCGCCGUAAAGCACCUGUCAAUUUGGAAUCCUCGACAUUCCUUGCGUAUGCUAAUAUGCUGUAUUGCGUUCAUCGACCAGUAUCCAAAAGACUUGGCCGAGACGGUGUCCGAUGAUUUGUCACUGCGCAAAAUGUUCUGCGAGUUUUCAGCCGCAAUAGCGCUCGUUGCUCUAGCUCGUGGGGAAGACCUUAUUGAAAAUCAACUACAAGAUUAUCUAACUCUUCGAAAACACGUUAGCAGCUUUGACAACCUUCUGCAGGAGAAACUAGAAAAAUUAGAGGGGGGUCCUAAACAGGACCUGCUUCAAAAGCUUGCAGUUUUGUUGGGGUUUGACUUUGAAGCAUCUUGCAAAUUGAAAGCUUGGGAUGAUCUUAGUGAGAUCAUUAUCAAGGCAGCAUCCUGCAACAGCCCACGGGUCUACGAAUUGAUGGCAGAUUGCAUCUUAUCAUCACAAGCUCCAACGCAAGUCCUAGUAACAAGCUUAAAGAAAAUUGUCAAUGAAUCCUGGACCCUCGAGUCACUCAAUAGCACGAAACUGGGCAAGUACAUGCGUUGCCUCUUUCAGGUUGCUUUGACCGAUAGCCCCGGUAUUGCAGAGCAACUGCUUGACCAGGUCCACAGCUUGGCCUCGGAAGCGUCCCAGACAGACCACCCCUAUCCCUCGGACGAGCUUGAAUGGAUCGCGACUCGCGCUUUCAACCACGCCGUGGAUCUAUACUGUAGUGAACAAGACGACGCGUGCAAGACCUGGGCCGGCAAAGCCUUCAACAUCGCACAUCUCUGCAACGAUGAUGGCGCCUUGGAGAGAACGCUGCAGGGCAAGUUCUUAGGCUUGAAAUGGGAUGCCUGA